AUGAAGUUAUCAAGCCUUACAACUAAGUUACGGGUCGUAUUCGAUGCAUCGGCCAAAAGUACUUCCAACUUAUCCUUGAACGAUGUGCUUUUGUGUGGUCCAACUGUUCAAGAUGAUUUAGUUACAAUAUUGAUGCGAUUCCGUAAACACCAGGUUGUCAUAACAGCAGACGUGGAGAAGAUGUUCAGACAAAUAAGGGUAGCUGAAGAAGACCAAGACUGGCAAAGGAUAGUUUGGAGAUCGCAGCCAGAUAUAGCAUUAGAAUUGUAUCGACUUACAACCGUAACUUAUGGCACAACUUCAGCUUCAUUUAUGGCAACAAAUUGUCUUGUAUCGCUAUCCGAAGAAGCAAAACAGAAAUACCCAGAAGCGUCAAAGGUCAUACGCCACGACUUCUAUAUGGAUGAUUUAAUGACCGGUGCCAGCACAAUUGAUGAGUGCUGCCAGUUACAGAAGCAAAUCGACUCAAUUCUAGAAUCAGCACACUUUCCCUUGCGCAAAUGGUGUUCGAAUUCAACUGAGGUUUUAGAGCACAUUGGCAAUUCAAGCAAUGAUCCGCUAUUUGCACUACAGAUUGGUGAAGAGGACAUAAUCAAAUCAUUGGGGCUUAGUUGGAAGCCAGCGUUGGACGCAUUUCAAUUCAUAGUAGAGCAGAGAGUAUUUAUAGCUAAGUCGACAAAAAGAACGCUAUUAUCUGAUCUAAAUAGAAUCUUUGACCCUCUAGGGUUGCUGGCGCCUGUGCUGGUAAGAGGAAAAAUAUUCUUGCAGCAGCUGUGGCAGUUGAAAAUAGAAUGGGACCAACAGCUGCCAGAGGAAUUGUCAAAGAGAUGGUACACAUUUUAUCAAGAGUUCAAUGAUCUAAGUUAUCUACCUAUUCCGAGAAAGUGUAUACCUUACCAAUCUGUGGAAGUUGAAAUCCAUGGGUUUUGCGACGCAUCGGAAGAGGCCUAUGGAUCUGCAAUCUACGUACGAAGUAAAGAUAUGACGGGCUGCUGGCACUCCCGAUUGCUUUGUGCGAGGACACGCGUCGCGCCAUUAAAGGGGUCGACAAUACCAAGGCUUGAGCUGGGGGGAGCAUUAACACUCAUUCAGCUAUCGAUAAAGGUGUCCGAGGCCUUAGAGAUGGAUGUGAAAAAAUUUUACCUAUGGACGGAUUCUAUGGUAGUGCUUGGUUGGCUAAAUUCACAAACUUGUAGAUUGAAAACAUUCGUGGCCAACCGGGUAGAGGAGAUUCUAGAGACUACGCAGCCCGAGCAAUGGAGGCAUGUCGUGACAAGCGAAAAUCCAGCUGAUAUUCUCUCUCGAGGAACAACGGUGAAUAAUCUUCAGAACAUGAACCUAUGGUGGCAGGGACCACAUUGGUUAACGUCAGAGUCAGACGAGUUUAAGAAAUCAGUCAUUACAAACCAGAAUCAGGACCUGCCGGAGCAGCGCAAGAUUAAGCUAGCAUUGUUGGCAGUGAAUCCGCUAGGCAACCUUUUCCAGCACUAUUCCAGUUGGCGGAAUCUGCUAUGUGCAGUGGCAUGGAUUGCGAGGUUCCUAAGGUAUUUAAAGGCGAAAAAGAACUUGGAGGUGCCCAAAUAUCUAACCGUAUCUGAGCUGAAAUCAGCAGAGAUAACAGUGCUAAAGCAGGUACAGAAGGAGGUGUUUGCAAGAGAGAUAUUGGAACUGGAAAAUGGUAAUGAUGUAGGAAGAAAUAGCAAGCUAAAGGGACUCUCACCGUUUUUAGAAGACGGCUUGAUCUUAGUCGGUGGACGAUUAGGACACGCGCAAAUCCCUGAGCGCCAAAAGCACCCAAUAGUGUUGCCUAAUGGUCAUAGAGUAUCGAGGCUAAUUUUCGAGAAUAAACAUCGGGAACUUCUACAUUGCGGGCCACAGUCACUGCUGGCUGACAUCAGACGUGUAUACUGGCCAAUUAAGGGACGGAUUACGGCGCGAUCAGUCAUAUCAAAGUGUGUAAGAUGCGCUAGGGCAAGGCCACAAUGUUCACAGCCACUAAUGGGACAACUACCACAGCAAAGAGUCAAUGUCUCACCGCCGUUUGCUGUAGCAGGUGUUGACUUUGCAGGGCCAUUAAUUGUCCGAAGUGGAGUACGUCGAAUUGUCGGAACAAAAGCCUGGAUAUCACUAUUUGUCUGUUUUUCGACAAGAGCUAUUCAUCUAGAAGUGGUAGAGAAUCUAUCCAGUGGUGCUUUUGUAGCUGCGCUUAGGCGUUUCAUGGCACGAAGAGGACGUUGUGUGAAAAUAUAUAGCRACAAUGGGACUAACUUCGUGGGCGCCCAGAAGGAACUCAACAUUCCAAUUCAACAAAGCAUACCUGUAUUAGCCAAGGAAGGUGUUGAAUGGCAUUUCAACCCGCCCUCUGCUCCACAUUUUGGCGGCUUAUGGGAAAGUGCGGUCAAAAGUGCUAAACACCAUUUAACUCGUAUGCUUGGUGAAACCAAACUCACCAUAGGCGAGCUCAAUACCUUACUGUGCCAGAUUGAGGCAUGUCUAAACUCACGACCGCUCACACCAAUGAGUCAUGACCCUUCAGAGCCAGAAGCACUGACCCCAGCCCACUUCCUAAUUGGUAGGCCCAUCACAUUAAUGCCUGAAGUAGACCUGACCCAAGAAAAUCCAAGAGGCAUGCGCAGGUGGAAAUACGUACAACACCUAAGCCAAACAUUUUGGAAAAGAUGGCAUGCAGAAUAUUUACCACAAAUGCAAAUUCGAGGAAAAUGGACAACAAAAAAGGGACCACUGAAGAUCGAUGAUAUUGUAAUAAUAAAGGAAGAUCAUGUACCACCUACCAGAUGGAAGCUUGGCAGAGUCGUUAAAGUCCAUCCAGGAGUAGAUGGAGAAAUCAGAGUGGUUACAGUACGAACUGGUUCAAGAACGGAAAUGAAAAGGCCAGCAGUUAAACUAUGCCGACUCCCAACAGACAAAGACCUAACUAUAGAUGCAGACGAAGAGGUAGUUGAAAAAUAA
Molecule: messenger RNA, 2970 nt
Organism: Diuraphis noxia (Russian wheat aphid)
Lineage: Eukaryota; Metazoa; Arthropoda; Insecta; Hemiptera; Aphididae
Biological process (GO): DNA integration
Molecular function (GO): nucleic acid binding
Source: RefSeq, a predicted model, not a curated record